Messenger RNA from Symbiodinium natans, 1383 nucleotides. The record is from the annotation of a GenBank genome assembly. NCBI's taxonomy places the organism in Eukaryota, Dinophyceae, Suessiales, Symbiodiniaceae.
AUGGCAGCCGAUACCACAGAAGGUGAUGAGGAGGUCGAGAGGCACAAAGCCGAGUUUCGACGGUGGGUCUCCGACCUCGAGGAGCAACAGCUCGAGGCGGAUCGUGGGGCAGCGCUAGCCGCAGGCAGGCUCUGGCUGUGCGUCCGCCUCGUGGAUGCUCCCUUGUCCAACUUUCCCGUGGCGGCCUGGGAUGUCCACGAGGAGCUAUCUUCCGGAGCCCAGGCAGAUCAGAGUGGCCAGGACAUCGAAGGAUUGCUUUCUCCGAGCCUUUGGCUCCAGUCCUUGGAGCAGAUCGCACGUCACGGCAAAGAAGCGGGUGUGCCGCCCUGCCUCGCUGCCUUCGACCCAGUCUUCCUGCAGCCUGUGGUGCAGGCUUUGGAGACGCCUGGGCAUCUCAGCGUGUGCCAGCAAGGCACCGCCCUACUGCCGUGGCUGGCAGAUAGGCUGGAGGCAGGGGCAGCGGACCUUGCUUCGACCGCGGCGCUGGCUUUGGAGCUGCUCGUGGCCAGUGAGGCUUGGCCAGCGAUCGGCCUCACCCCCUCGGCCUGCAGUGAGUCCAGUGAGCUGAAGCCAUGGGACAGGCUUCAACUUGCAGCACACCUCCGCGGUGCGACACCUGGUGCAGCCCUGCCUGCCUCAGCGGCACUGGCACUGUGCCAGCUUUGUUUGACCGAAGGCGAUGCCUUAGCAGCCGAGCGUUGCGGCUUUUGGGCCAAUGGCCUCGUGGCGAGUCUCCCUGGCUGGCGGGAAGUACUCUCCUUCGUGAAGAGCCUUGGCCCGGCAACGCCACUGCAGCCGGUGAGUGGCAAGGGCUGGCGCGAGGCGGCCCUGGCUGCCCUGGCUGCGGACCGCUGCGGCCCACUCCAGGCGCUGAUUGCCCAGGGCUUGGCGCCCAGUGGCGGCAAUGUGGCCACGCCAGGAGAAGUCUUCGACGUGGCCUUGACGGGCUUCCCGAAGGUGUUGCCCUGGAACUUGGUGGACUGGAUGUCCUGGACCUUUGAGUCAACCUCCUCGCUGCGACAUCGCCGGGAUUCCCUAGUGCAAGAGCUGCUUCAGUACACGAUGAAGCUGCUACCGACGUGUGAGAGCAGACCCGGCUUCGCAGAACUCUUGAAGGCCGUCCUUGCCCUUGCGCUGCACCGCCGCCCGUUUGAGAUGCUUGUACCGGUGCCGCUUCGGGCCGGUCGCUGCCUGCUGGCGGAUGCUUUGUUGCGCCGCUAUGGCGCCCAGCACGCUCAGCUCUGCCAAGAGCUGUGCCGCCAGCUGCGGUACCCUUUGGGAGUCAUGCUGCUGCUCGCGGACGCGGCGCUGUUCAAGGAACCUGCCAAAGAUGCCCUGGAGCAAAUCCGCGACCUUCUCGCCCGCAGCAGCCGCUUGACCUGA